Messenger RNA from Orbilia oligospora ATCC 24927, 780 nucleotides. RefSeq lists its product as uncharacterized. Gene Ontology annotation, cellular component: nucleus. NCBI's taxonomy places the organism in Eukaryota, Fungi, Ascomycota, Orbiliomycetes, Orbiliales, Orbiliaceae. Bases 1 to 780 code for a protein of 259 amino acids. The record is from RefSeq and is a predicted model, not a curated record. The transcript is spliced from 3 exons. Gene Ontology annotation, molecular function: RNA cap trimethylguanosine synthase activity. Gene Ontology annotation, biological process: 7-methylguanosine cap hypermethylation; 7-methylguanosine RNA capping.
AUGAAGCGGCAAAGUACCGAUGCCUACGAGCCUAACGGCAUCGGCGACUCGGGCCGCGGAAAGAAGCGUAAGAUUGGUGAUGAGACCCUUCCUUUGGGAGUCAAUCUGUAUACACGAGACAGCAUUCCUUGGGACCUUCUUCAUUAUUGGCAUCAGAGGUACUCGCUAUUUUCACUGUGGGACGAUGGAAUUUGGAUCACGGACGAAGGUUUCUACAGCGUUACUCCCGAAUCUGUCGCCAGAAAAAUUGCCCGACAUAUACUACCGCCGGACCUAGCGAAGCCCCAGAUUAUCCUAGAUGCAUUUUGUGGAGUUGGAGGAAACGCGAUACAGUUUGCACUUUCGCCUCAAUGCGAGAGAGUGAUUGCUCUUGAUCACGACGAGGCAACAAUUGAAUGCGCAAAACACAAUGCAAGAAUAUACGGCGUAGAAGACAAGAUCGAGUUUAUAAAAUCGGAUUUUUUUGAGUUUGCAGAAAAUUGGAAAGGGGAUGUCGAACUUGGUGCAGUGUUUUUGAGCCCUCCCUGGGGAGGACCGAGUUACAAAUAUGAAGAAGUGUUCAACCUGGAAGAUAUGACCUAUGGAGGCGCGGAGAUCUACGCUGCAGCCCGAAAGAUUUCACCGGAUCUUGUCCUCUAUCUACCUAGGAACGGCGACUUGAAUCAGAUAGCAAAAUAUGAUCCUGAAGCCAAAACAAUCAGAGUAGUUCACUACUGCUACAAAUCGAGAAGCAAAGCUAUAUGCGCAUAUUUUGGUAAAACGGGCGUUGGCUUACCGUAA